AUGACCACCCCUGCGCAGCGCGUCUCGCCUUGGGGUCAUCUCCCGCCGACGCGCACUCCAACGCCCUCCGCGUCGCGCCGUCUCGUCCUCGCCGCUGCUCCCAUCUGCCGCAUCCGCACCUUUGCGCCUCCCCGCGCUCAGACCCGCACAGUGGGAGGUCAACCCAUAAUGGCAACCCCUUUUCGCACGCCCAUACAAGUUUCACCCCUCCUGCUUCCCCCACACUCACUCAUGCUUCCUCCGCCUGCGCCGCUGCCCUCCACAUACGCCCCUCCCUUUCCCCGUCCUCCCAGGGGGCCACACGGCGGAGAUGCUGUGUGUGGUGGGCGCCCUGGACCACACACAUACGUGUUCACCCUCCCUGCUCCUUCCACAAUUACUCCCUUCCGCCCCGCGACCCUGCCUUUCCUCCGCCCCCUCAGGCGGCCACACGGCGGAGAUGCUGUGUCCGUUGAGCGCCCUGGACAGUGGGCGCUGUGUCCGAUGCUGUGUCUGGUGGGCGCGCUGGACCACGGGCGCUACAGCCCGCGCUGCUACAUCGCUGCUGCCACCGACGCCAUCAGCCUGCCCAAGGCGCGCCAGCUAGAGGCCACACUCGCCCAGGUGAGACAUCUUAAAACAUGUUUUAUUGCCAAGUCAAGCUCUCCCAAGGCAAGCCCUCCCAAGGCAAGCCCUCCCAAGUCAAGCCCUCCCAAGGCAAGCCCUCCCAAGUCAAGCCCUCCCAAGGCAAGCCCUCCCAAGUCAAGCCCUCCCAAGGCAAGCCCUCCCAAGUCAAGCCCUCCCAAGGCAAGCCCUCCCAAGUCAAGCCCUCCCAAGGCAAGCCCUCCCAAGUCAAGCCCUCCCAAGGCAAGCCCUCCCAAGUCAAGCCCUCCCAAGGCAAGCCCUCCCAAGUCAAGCCCUCCCAAGGCAAGCCCUCCCAAGUCAAGCCCUCCCAAGGCAAGCCCUCCCAAGUCAAGCCCUCCCAAGUCAAGCCCUCCCAAGUCAAGCCCUCCCAAGGCAAGCUCUCCCAAGGCAAGCUCUCCCAAGGCAAGCCCUCCCAAGGCAAGCCCUCCCAAGGCAAGCCCUCCCAAGUCAAGCCCUCCCAAGGCAAGCCCUCCCAAGUCAAGCCCUCCCAAGGCAAGCCCUCCCAAGUCAAGCCCUCCCAAGGCAAGCCCUCCCAAGUCAAGCCCUCCCAAGGCAAGCCCUCCCAAGGCAAGCCCUCCCAAGUCAAGCCCUCCCAAGUCAAGCCCUCCCAAGGCAAGCCCUCCCAAGUCAAGCCCUCCCAAGGCAAGCCCUCCCAAGGCAAGCCCUCCCAAGGCAAGCCCUCCCAAGUCAAGCCCUCCCAAGGCAAGCCCUCCCAAGUCAAGCCCUCCCAAGGCAAGCCCUCCCAAGUCAAGCCCUCCCAAGGCAAGCCCUCCCAAGGCAAGCCCUCCCAAGGCAAGCCCUCCCAAGGCAAGCCCUCCCAAGGCAAGCCCUCCCAAGGAAAGCCCUCCCAAGGCAAGCCCUCCCAAGGCAAGCCCUCCCAAGUCAAGCCCUCCCAAGGCAAGCCCUCCCAAGGCAAGCCCUCCCAAGUCAAGCCCUCCCAAGUCAAGCCCUCCCAAGUCAAGCCCUCCCAAGUCAAGCCCUCCCAAGGCAAGCCCUCCCAAGUCAAGCUCUCCCAAGGCAAGCCCUCCCAAGGCAAGCCCUCCCAAGGCAAGCCCUCCCAAGGCAAGCCCUCCCAAGUCAAGCCCUCCCAAGGCAAGCCCUCCCAAGUCAAGCCCUCCCAAGGCAAGCCCUCCCAAGUCAAGCCCUCCCAAGGCAAGCUCUCCCAAGGCAAGCCCUCCCAAGGCAAGCCCUCCCAAGGCAAGCCCUCCCAAGUCAAGCCCUCCCAAGGCAAGCCCUCCCAAGGCAAGCCCUCCCAAGUCAAGCCCUCCCAAGGCAAGCCCUCCCGAGUCAAACCCUCCCAAGGCAAGCCCUCCCAAGUCAAACCCUCCCAAGUCAAGCCCUCCCAAGGCAAGCCCUCCCAAGGCAAGCCCUCCCAAGUCAAGCCCUCCCAAGUCAAGCCCUCCCAAGUCAAGCCCUCCCAAGGCAAGCCCUCCCAAGUCAAGCCCUCCCAAGUCAAGCCCUCCCAAGGCAAGCCCUCCCAAGUCAAGCCCUCCCAAGUCAAGCCCUCCCAAGUCAAGCCCUCCCAAGUCAAGCCCUCCCAAGUCAAGCCCUCCCAAGUCAAGCCCUCCCAAGGCAAGCCCUCCCAAGUCAAGCUCUCCCAAGGCAAGCCCUCCAAAGUCAAGCUCUCCCAAGGCAAGCCCUCCCAAGGCAAGCCCUCCCAAGGCAAGCCCUCCCAAGUCAAGCCCUCCCAAGGCAAGCCCUCCCAUGUCAAGCUCUCCCAAGGCAAGCUCUCCCAAGGCAAGCCCUCCCAAGGCAAGCCCUCCCAAGGCAAGCCCUCCCAAGUCAAGCCCUCCCAAGGCAAGCCCUCCCAAGUCAAGCCCUCCCAAGGCAAGCCCUCCCAAGUCAAGCCCUCCCAAGUCAAGCCCUCCCAAGGCAAGCCCUCCCAAGUCAAGCCCUCCCAAGUCAAGCCCUCCCAAGUCAAGCCCUCCCAAGUCAAGCCCUCCCAAGUCAAGCCCUCCCAAGUCAAGCCCUCCCAAGUCAAGCCCUCCCAAGGCAAGCCCUCCCAAGGCAAGCCCUCCCAAGUCAAGCCCUCCCAAGGCAAGCCCUCCCAAGGCACGCCCUCCCAAGGCAAGCCCUCCCAAGGCAAACCCUCCCAAGGCAAGCCCUCCCAAGGCAAGCCCUCCCAAGGCAAGCCCUCCCAAGUCAAGCCCUCCCAAGGCAAGCCCUCCCAAGGCAAGCCCUCCCAAGGCAAGCCCUCCCAAGUCAAGCCCUCCCAAGGCAAGCCCUCCCAAGGCAAGCCCUCCCAAGGCAAGCCCUCCCAAGGCAAACCCUCCCAAGUCAAGCCCUCCCAAGGCAAGCUCUCCCAAGGCAAGCCCUCCCAAGUCAAGCCCUCCCAAGGCAAGCCCUCCCAAGGCAAGCCCUCCCAAGGCAAGCCCUCCCAAGGCAAGCCCUCCCAAGUCAAGCCCUCCCAAGGCAAGCCCUCCCAAGGCAAGCCCUCCCAAGGCAAGCCCUCCCAAGUCAAGCCCUCCCAAGGCAAGCUCUCCCAAGGCAAGCCCUCCCAAGUCAAGCCCUCCCAUGUCAAGCUCUCCCAAGGCAAGCCCUCCCAAGGCAAGCCCUCCCAAGGCAAGCCCUCCCAAGUCAAGCCCUCCCAAGGUAAGCCCUCCCAAGUCAAGCCCUCCCAAGGCAAGCCCUCCCAAGUCAAGCCCUCCCAAGUCAAGCCCUCCCAAUUCAAGCUCUCCCAAGGAAAGCCCUCCCAAGGCAAGCCCUCCCAAGGCAAGCCCUCCCAAGGCAAGCCCUCCCAAGGCAAGCCCUCCCAAGGCAAGCCCUCCCAAGUCAAGCCCUCCCAAGGCAAACUCUCCCAAGGCAAGCCCUCCCAAGUCAAGCCCUCCCAAGUCAAGCCCUCCCAAGUCAAGCCCUCCCAAGGCAAGCUCUCCCAAGGCAAGCCCUCCCAAGGCAAGCCCUCCGAAGGCAAGCCCUCCCAAGGCAAGCCCUCCCAAGGCAAGCCCUCCCAAGUCAAGCCCUCCCAAGGCAAGCCCUCCCAAGUCAAGCCCUCCCAAGGCAAGCCCUCCCAAGGCAAGCCCUCCCAAGUCAAGCCCUCCCAAGGCAAGCCCUCCCAAGUCAAGCCCUCCCAAGGCAAGCCCUCCCAAGGCAAGCCCUCCCAAGGCAAGCCCUCCCAAGGCAAACCCUCCCAAGUCAAGCCCUCCCAAGGCAAGCCCUCCCAAGGCAAGCCCUCCCAAGUCAAGCCCUCCCAAGGCAAGCCCUCCCAAGGCAAGCCCUCCCAAGUCAAGCCCUCCCAAGGCAAGCUCUCCCAAGGCAAGCCCUCCCAAGUCAAGCCCUCCCAUGUCAAGCUCUCCCAAGGCAAGCCCUCCCAAGGCAAGCCCUCCCAAGGCAAGCCCUCCCAAGUCAAGCCCUCCCAAGGUAAGCCCUCCCAAGUCAAGCCCUCCCAAGGCAAGCCCUCCCAAGUCAAGCCCUCCCAAGUCAAGCCCUCCCAAUUCAAGCUCUCCCAAGGAAAGCCCUCCCAAGGCAAGCCCUCCCAAGGCAAGCCCUCCCAAGGCAAGCCCUCCCAAGGCAAGCCCUCCCAAGGCAAGCCCUCCCAAGUCAAGCCCUCCCACGGCAAACUCUCCCAAGGCAAGCCCUCCCAAGUCAAGCCCUCCCAAGUCAAGCCCUCCCAAGGCAAGCUCUCCCAAGGCAAGCCCUCCCAAGGCAAGCCCUCCGAAGGCAAGCCCUCCCAAGGCAAGCCCUCCCAAGGCAAGCCCUCCCAAGUCAAGCCCUCCCAAGGCAAGCCCUCCCAAGUCAAGCCCUCCCAAGGCAAGCCCUCCCAAGGCAAGCCCUCCCAAGUCAAGCCCUCCUAAGGCAAGCCCUCCCAAGGCAAGCCCUCCCAAGGCAAGCCCUCCCAAGUCAAGCCCUCCCAAGUCAAGCCCUCCCAAGUCAAGCCCUCCCAAGUCAAGUCCUCCCAAGGCAAGCCCUCCCAAGGCAAGCCCUCCCAAGGCAAGCCCUCCCAAGGCAAGCCCUCCCAAGUCAAGCCCUCCCAAGGCAAGCCCUCCCAAGUCAAGCCCUCCCAAGGCAAGCCCUCCCAAGUCAAGCCCUCCCAAGGCAAGCUCUCCCAAGGCAAGCCCUCCCAAGGCAAGCCCUCCCAAGGCAAGCCCUCCCAAGUCAAGCCCUCCCAAGGCAAGCCCUCCCAAGGCAAGCCCUCCCAAGUCAAGCCCUCCCAAGGCAAGCUCUCCCAAGGCAAGCCCUCCCAAGGCAAGCCCUCCGAAGGCAAGCCCUCCCAAGGCAAGCCCUCCCAAGGCAAGCCCUCCCAAGUCAAGCCCUCCCAAGGCAAGCCCUCCCAAGUCAAGCCCUCCCAAGGCAAGCCCUCCCAAGGCAAGCCCUCCCAAGUCAAGCCCUCCCAAGGCAAGCCCUCCCAAGGCAAGCCCUCCCAAGGCAAGCCCUCCCAAGUCAAGCCCUCCCAAGUCAAGCCCUCCCAAGUCAAGCCCUCCCAAGUCAAGUCCUCCCAAGGCAAGCCCUCCCAAGGCAAGCCCUCCCAAGGCAAGCCCUCCCAAGGCAAGCCCUCCCAAGUCAAGCCCUCCCAAGGCAAGCCCUCCCAAGUCAAGCCCUCCCAAGGCAAGCCCUCCCAAGUCAAGCCCUCCCAAGGCAAGCUCUCCCAAGGCAAGCCCUCCCAAGGCAAGCCCUCCCAAGGCAAGCCCUCCCAAGUCAAGCCCUCCCAAGGCAAGCCCUCCCAAGGCAAGCCCUCCCAAGUCAAGCCCUCCCAAGGCAAGCCCUCCCGAGUCAAACCCUCCCAAGGCAAGCCCUCCCAAGUCAAGCCCUCCCAAGGCAAGCCCUCCCAAGGCAAGCCCUCCCAAGGCAAGCCCUCCCAAGGCAAGCCCUCCCAAGUCAAGCCCUCCCAAGGCAAGCCCUCCCAAGGCAAGCCCUCCCAAGGCAAGCCCUCCCAAGUCAAGCCCUCCCAAGGCAAGCCCUCCCAAGUCAAGCCCUCCCAAGUCAAGCCCUCCCAAGGCAAGCCCUCCCAAGUCAAGCCCUCCCAAGGCAAGCCCUCCCAAGGCAAGCCCUCCCAAGUCAAGCCCUCCCAAGUCAAGCCCUCCCAAGGCAAGCCCUCCCAAGUCAAGCCCUCCCAAGGCAAGCCCUCCCAAGUCAAGCCCUCCCAAGUCAAGCCCUCCCAAGGCAAGCCCUCCCAAGUCAAGCCCUCCCAAGGCAAGCCCUCCCAAGUCAAGCCCUCCCAAGGCAAGCCCUCCCAAGGCAAGCCCUCCCAAGUCAAGCCCUCCCAAGGCAAGCCCUCCCAAGGCAAGCCCUCCCAAGGCAAGCCCUCCCAAGGCAAGCCCUCCCAAGUCAGCUGGAGGCCACACUCGCCCAAAACAAAUCUCUCUCUCCAGUGCCCUCGCCCAGGCAAGCCCUCGCCCAGGCAAGCCCUCGCCCAGGCAAGCCCUCGCCCAGGCAAGCUCACCCACUUCCUCCCCAUCGCCCGCCUCGCCUGUCCCACCCGCCUCCUACCUGUCGGUGUAUCGGAGUCGCGAGGUGGGGCAGUCAUACCUCACCUCAGUGCUCACCACCAUCGCCGCCACGCUGCACGCCAUGCUGCUCGUGGCACGCGUCAGACCACAACUGGUGCGCCCAUCCGUGCAGCUUGCCUCUUGCCUCUCUCGUGCUGCUUCCCUUGGGUCUCUCGUGCUGCUUCCCUUGGGUCUCUCGUGCUGCUUCCCUUGGGUCUCUCGUGCUGCUUCCCUUGGGUCUCUCGUGCUGCUUCCCUUGGGUCUCUCGUGCUGCUUCCCUUGGGUCUCUCGUGCUGCUUCCCUUGGGUCUCUCGUGCUGCUUCCCUUGGGUCUCUCGUGCUGCUUCCCUUGGGUCUCUCGUGCUGCUUCCCUUGGGUCUCUCGUGCUGCUUCCCUUGGGUCUCUCGUGCUGCUUCCCUUGGGUCUCUCGUGCUGCUUCCCUUGGGUCUCUCGUGCUGCUUCCCUUGGGUCUCUCGUGCUGCUUCCCUUGGGUCUCUCGUGCUGCUUCCCUUGGGUCUCUCGUGCUGCUUCCCUUGGGUCUCUCGUGCUGCUUCCCUUGGGUCUCUCGUGCUGCUUCCCUUGGGUCUCUCGUGCUGCUUCCCUUGGGUCUCUCGUGCUGCUUCCCUUGGGUCUCUCGUGCUGCUUCCCUUGGGUCUCUUGUGCUUCUUGCCUCUUGUCUCGUUUGUGCUGCUGCACCUUCUCUUCCGCUGCAUUCUGCAACUGCUCUGCAACGGGCCCGGCACCUGUCUGCCAAUAUGCAUCGCCGUCUUCACGUUGCACGUGAGUUCCUCUCGCUCUCUGUCACCGCAGCUCACCCACACAAUCACCCAUUUGCACCCUCCCAUCCCCUCCUCCACCGACUCACCGACCCUCUGCAUCCACCUUAUCCACCUUCACACACCAGCUGCAAUUCACAUUCCAGUGAGCUCUUUUCCUGUACACAGCGGCUCUCCACGAGUGCCACUCCCCGUCUGCACAUGAUUCAAGUAUCACAGCCACGCCAUCUGCCCACUCGCUGCAUCCACACGCCUGAGCUGCGUGACCAGCUGUCCGAGGUGCUGGGAGUGCAGAGCAGCAGCAUCGUGUUUGUGGAGAGUGUGGCACGAGUGGACCACCUGUCGCUCACAGGCUGUCUGCUGCACCGCGUGGGCAUCGUAGACUGGUUCUUCGUGCAGUGGCCACACCUCACCAGCUCAUGCAAGGGCACCCAAUAUGUGGGCCGCCUCAUGUGA
Closterium sp. Naga37s-1 is the source of this 7278-nucleotide messenger RNA. The record is from the annotation of a GenBank genome assembly. NCBI's taxonomy places the organism in Eukaryota, Viridiplantae, Streptophyta, Zygnematophyceae, Desmidiales, Closteriaceae.